AUGAAUGAUGAAGAAACAAAGGUGCUUGCAUCGAUCCUCAGGCAUGGAGAUACACUUCUAGUUCAGGGCCAUAGUGGGCAUAGACUGCGUCUCUACUAUGAUGCACUUCCUCACAUUGCUGCGAAGGCUGGGGUUUCAAGGUGUCGCGUACCGGUACCACUCUUGGUCUCCUCACUGGGACGCCUCUUUCGUCAGCUGAAACAUCUUGAUGCUUCCUCUUCCUGUGUUUUCUUUGUUAACACAGACCUUUGUUCUGCUGCCGCGGUGCGUGAGGCGCUGCUCCAUCAUGGUGUUAAACGCCGUCUGAGAACACUCACUCUGUGGAAACUCCACCACUCCCACCAGAAGACGUUAAAGUUGCUACGGGCGUUGGAACAGGGCGAUCGAGCGGCGGCUAAAAUGGUAGGAUUCCGAUACUCUUUUCCAGGUGAAAUCCAAUACCCGCUUAUCAUUCCAGAGUGGUAUGCGAUGUCUGAGAGUGCAUCACGUCUUAGUAAUUCAGCAGACGCUGCCUUGACUGCUGGUGUGGCUGAUAUCCGCUCCUAUUACUCGAAGUGGCUACCGGCUGCUAACGGGAGGCUCUGGACUGAUAUGUACAUCUUUGAGCGGAUGCUGCCCCCUGAUCUUUGCGGCAACCUUUUGGAGCCGCUUCGCACUGCCGUCGAGGCUGUCGCGCAGAGGGAAGUUACUGUUAUUGAUGUGUGUGAUGCCCGAGAAGGCGUGGAGCGCGCGGCGUUGUGUUUCUCUUUUUUAUCUGACGAGAUAUGUGUUAUGAGGCGCAUUUUAAGUGAUAUUGUCAAAUGUGUGAAGGCAAUUGGGUGGGCCCUUAUAGCUCAGACUGGAACAUCAGCCUCGUUCGAUAUGCCCAACCGGGUGAUUCAUCUGUGGCGUGGUUCGCGUGUGGCGUUCAAUGACGGACGUAGUGGUAUUGUUUGUGGCUUCGAGGAGGUGUUGUCACCCUGUGGCUAUCAAGGGGUUGAAUGGCCGGUUGUUAGAGUUGAUGGUGAGAACGACGCCAAACUUGUCCUGCCGUCUGUUGCUUUUCUUCACAGAAUGCGAAAUAUGCGUGUCUCGGAGCUUCCCCUUCGCUACGGUGAUACCACCACAGCGGAGGAGUUGUUUCUUGCUACACAGGCCUCAUUUACCGGGCGUCGCUGGACGCUGCGGCCGAGCCACUUUGUUGGGCACCUUGGUCGUUUGCGCUGUGCGCUCGCGUCGGUGCCCGAUAUAUCGCAGGUGGUGUUGACCAGUCCCGUACCAUGGGAGGCGAUUAUGAGUGUAGAAGGUCGUUAA
Trypanosoma grayi is the source of this 1293-nucleotide messenger RNA. RefSeq lists its product as hypothetical. The record is from RefSeq and is a predicted model, not a curated record. The transcript has a single exon. Bases 1 to 1293 code for a protein of 430 amino acids. Lineage: Eukaryota; Euglenozoa; Kinetoplastea; Trypanosomatida; Trypanosomatidae.